Megalops cyprinoides (Indo-Pacific tarpon) is the source of this 1382-nucleotide messenger RNA. It is a transcript of the gene fbxo16, whose product is annotated as F-box protein 16. The transcript has 9 exons. Gene Ontology annotation, molecular function: protein binding. Bases 207 to 1367 code for a protein of 386 amino acids. Lineage: Eukaryota; Metazoa; Chordata; Actinopteri; Elopiformes; Megalopidae. The record is from RefSeq and is a predicted model, not a curated record.
CUGAAAGAAGAUAAUGAGGUUUCGGCCCUAGGAAAAAAAAACUCAAUUUUAUCCCUCAAAAUAAAGACCAAAAUCCCCAGGAAAGAGUCCUGUGGAGGAAGAGCACGCCGAUUUACAUUAUUUUGAUUAUUUUUCCAUUUUUGUUUGCUUUUCCCACCGACACCUCAUGUUGUCGUGACAUACCGAAAUCAAAGUGUGGAGGAACGAUGUCUUUUGCUCCCAGCAAAACGCUCAGCCGGGCGAAGAUGCAAACGAAGAUGAGUACCUGGACGCCCCUGAACCACCAGCUGUCCAAUGACAAUGUGUUUGAAGAAAGGAGAGACCUGCUUGGAAAGUGGUUUGACAAGUGGACGGACUCCCAGAGGAAGGCGGUGCUGCAGGACUUCUUCUCCCGGUGCUCCCGGGCCCAGCUGAGGUUCCUGCGCAGGAAACUGUGCAGCCAGGUGCCGGAGGAGGCCCUGGACUUCACCACCGUCCUGCCCCGGGUGCUGGCGCUCUAUGUCUUCUCCUUCCUGGACCCUCGCAGCCUGUGCAGGUGCGCACAGGUCAGCUGGCACUGGAAGUCCGUCGUGGAGCUGGACCAGCUGUGGAUGCCCAAAUGCCUGCGUCUGGGCUGGUGUAUAAACUUCGCCCCGACACCCUUCGAACAGGGUGUGUGGAAGAGGCACUACAUUGAGAUGGUCCAAGGCCUUCACAUCAGUAAGCCUAAGACUCCUGUCCAGGAAGAGUUUGUUGUCCCAGAGGUGAAGGUGGUGAGCAGCAAGGAGGCGGAGCUCUCAGAGGUCUGCCCCAGACUGACGCGGUCGGGUCACCUGGGCCACCGUGGGCGGAUCAAAAGCGGGAGGGGCUCAGGGACACAAAUGAAAGGGCUUCCUCCCUGGAGGGGCUCUGACAAGCACCCCACGGACACUUUGCGCUUCAACUACCUGGAGAACUGCGACCCCAUCGAGCAUGCCCGUCAGGCACAGGCCAAAAGCAAGGUGACUGUCACCAUUACCGAUACCAAAGAGGAAAAUGCCAGGAAGAAGCCGCUCUCUGACUCCGCUUACAAACUGCGCAAGGCAAAGUCGCUGAUGUUCUUGUCAUUGGAUCUGAACUCACAGCAUCAGAGACAGAGCAGGCCAGACUGGGCCACAAACCAAUCUGCAGAAUACCCCGUCACCAAGGCAACUGCAAAGAAGCUGACGCAGAGUGCCCAGUGGAAUGCUGGGAUACGCCCAGGUCCCGUGAGGUCUCCUAUACCUAGGAUGAGUGAGAGGGGGCUGAGGGCAUCCCAGCGCUCACAGAGGAGCACCCCAACAGUACCGCUGUUUGAAGAACAGCCCUGGAAGGUCCCGGCUUGUGAUCUGGGAUCAGAUGAGGACUGACCCUACUGUAGAGGA